ACAGCCCCUCCACUUUGCCCCCAGUGGCCUUCCUGCCCAGUCUGGAGAGGCAGCCGGAGCGGGCAAUGGGUUCCCGUUGUGCCAAGCUCAGCACAGGCCACAGCCGGGGCCACGAAUCGUCCAUGAAGAAGCUCGUGGCCUGCGUGAGUCAGGAUAACUUCUCCUUGUCGUCCGAGGCUGAGGAGGAGGAGGAGGAGGAGGAGGCAGAGGCGGAGGAGGAGGAAGAGCUCCCGGUGCAGGGCAAGCUGCUGUUGAUGGAGUCCGAGCGGCAGGAGGAGGAGAGCGCCGAAGAAGACCCUGUGGCCCAGCAGAACCCCGAGCCCAAGCAGACGCACUCCUGACCCAUGACGGUGGCCCAGGAAGAGGGGCCUGGCACUGUUCCAGCGAGAAGAACUUUCAGAAAAGAGUCAAUAAAAAGUCUCCAAGGA
Callorhinus ursinus (northern fur seal) is the source of this 428-nucleotide messenger RNA. RefSeq names its product protamine 3 (gene PRM3). Gene Ontology annotation, biological process: flagellated sperm motility. The record is from RefSeq and is a predicted model, not a curated record. Gene Ontology annotation, cellular component: cytoplasm. Lineage: Eukaryota; Metazoa; Chordata; Mammalia; Carnivora; Otariidae.